GAAAAAAUACGUAUAUAUACAUAUGUGUGUAUAUAUAUAGAAGGAAAGGAAAUUUGUAGAAUAUUCCAAGUUAUUAAUUAAUUAAACAAUAUAGCUAGUAGGUACCCCAGCUAUAAAUAGGCAAGAAUUGGAGGUAGAUCAUCAUAUAUAAUUAACAUAUAUACACAGCACUCCACUCAGAGAAGAAACUAUGAGCACCGGAGCAGCUGCUUCUGCAGCAUGCGCCACCGUGAACGGCGGCGUGAGGCCGAACGGCCACCAGCAGCAGCAGCUAGUCAGCAGUGUGAUGAACACAAAGGGUUGUGGUUUUCAGAUGCCUCUUCACUACCCAAGGUACAAGAAGUCCGACUACGAGAAGAUGCCGGAGUGGCAGCUGGACUGCCUGCUGAAAGAGUACGGCCUGCCCGUCGCCGGAGAUGUUCAUCAGAAGAGAAAGUUCGCCAUGGGAGCCUUUCUUUGGCCCGACCAGCUCUAGACUAGCUACAUACAUCGUAUAUAUAUAUAUAUAUAUAUAUAUAUUUAUAUAUAGAUAAUUAAUAGUUAAUGUUAUUAAUUAAAAACUAAUAGAAUUAUUUAAUAUUUUACUAUAUAUUUUAUGUUUGUAACUCGAGUUAUUUAUAUUCCUAUGUAAAAACUAAAAUUACUCUAA
This is a messenger RNA of Sesamum indicum (sesame), 649 nucleotides long. Lineage: Eukaryota; Viridiplantae; Streptophyta; Magnoliopsida; Lamiales; Pedaliaceae. The record is from RefSeq and is a predicted model, not a curated record.